Molecule: messenger RNA, 354 nt
Organism: Drosophila montana
Lineage: Eukaryota; Metazoa; Arthropoda; Insecta; Diptera; Drosophilidae
Product: COX assembly mitochondrial protein 2 homolog
Exons: 2
Coding region: 112-354 (80 amino acids)
Cellular component (GO): mitochondrion
Source: RefSeq, a predicted model, not a curated record
UGUCGCCGGCAAAGCGAUAACAGUCCGAUAAACACUUUUGCGUAAGAGAAACGAAAAAAUAAAUAAAUAAAUUGAAUUGCAUAUGUUUCAUUGAUCCGGAAGCAAUUGAAGAUGCACACAGAUUUGGCAUCACAUUUACACACGCCGGCCUGCAAUAAAUUAAUAGAGGAACUCAAAGCGUGCCACGAAAAUCACGCCUUUGCCAAGUUUAUUGGCAUUUGCAACACCAUCGACGACCAGGUGGUCAAGUGCCUGAAAUCCGAGCGUAUUGCACGCUCCGCUGCGAAUCGCGCCAAGGCUCGCGAACGUCAGGCCCGGUACAAGGAGAAACUGCAGCAGGGCGAAGCCAACUAA